CAUCCCUAAUUUACUCGAGGACCGAGCAAGUCAUGUCAAAACAAAACACCCCAUUUUUUUUCUCAACGACGCUCUCCCUCUGCAUCUCUCUCUCUCUCUCUCUCUCUCUCUCUCUCUCAAGCUCUUCAUUGUAUUUGUACCCAACCCAAGUGAACUUCAAAGGUUUGUGUGACAAUAAGUACUGCUUUUGCUGCAUUGAGUGGAGCAAGAAAAUAAAGAAGAAAAGAGGAAGGCGAGGGUUUCUCCUUUGCUGGUUGAGCAAACCCUAGCUAGCUUGUUUAUGGUGCAGCAAAAUUCUCUUGGUAUCCAAUGUAUACGGGUGGGGAUUGGUUACAGUACUUCAGGUGUGCUGCUGUGGUUUCAGAUCUGAGUACUCACAAAGAGGUGAUGACCUCAUGGGGUACUUAAUUUUGCCUGUUCAAUUCAUCAGUUUCCUAGUUCAGAAAGAGGGUCACAAGAGAAAGACUGACAGAAGAGAGUGAGCACACACGAAAGCUAAUUGUAUGAAAGCAUACCAUUGCAGGGUGUGUGCUCACUUCUCUUCUGUCAGCUUACAUUUGCCAGUGUUUCCUCGUGCACCCCCACUACCCCCAAUACCCCUCCUUUCAAUUCUUUCUUGUUCCUUUAAGUUAAUCUCCACUUGGAACUGAUCGUUCUUAUCUUCUAGAACUAUGCGCUUCUUCUCUCUCUCUCUCUCUGCAGCUUUUUUUAUCACCACACACUCACACGCUUGUUUGCUUUGUGCAUCCAAAACCAAAUGUCUUUCUCCCCUCGGUUAUGAGUCAAAGGGCAGCUGAAGAGCUACUGGCACAUAAAGUAACCCCAAGCGCAGGAUUGACACAUCAUCCAUAAAAAUCUCUGCUCCCAUAUGACAAAUCUUUCUUUUCUUUUAGGCAAUGGUUUUAUUUUAUAAUAUUCGACUGCUGCUUUAGAGUCCAGACUUGUCAAAAUGGAACGAAGGUUUUGGUAAGAUGAUUUCGAAAUAUCAGAAGGUUAUAGCUUUUUUCUUUUUCUUCUUUAAGAAAAGAAUUUUCCUUUUCAAUUUUCAUCCACUUGUGUGAUUAUAUGUAUUCUUAUGUACUUCAAAAAAAAUUAAAAAAAUUAGUGAUGGUGUUUGAAAGCGUGGCUUUUCAUGGUCCUCUAGGAGAGGACGAUUUGUGCUCUUUGGAGUACUUGUUUACUAUUCAAAAUUUAACGGAAAACUGUAUUUUGGAAUCUCAAAACUCUCCUGCCUUUCUUCCCUCUUUAAUCCUUCGUGUUUUUCUUGGAAGCCAUGCAGGGUAAAAGAAGGAAUAAGGGGUAUGUUUGGUUACUAUUAUCUCUUAAUCUGGGUCUGAUUAUGUUUUUCUCUCUCUUAAACUUCUUAAUCAAUUUUUUUUCUGUUUUUAGUGAUGUUUAACCUAACUAAUCGAUGUAGUUUUUACUCGCUUUAAUUUUGGGUAACCUGGACUGGGGAUUUUUGGUACCUAGAACUUGUGUGUGCUUGCAGUAGGAGAAAAGGGAGUGUCCUGAAAAUGGGUCAAUGAGGGUGCCAAAUAUGGGAGAGUGUUUUUGUUUCCUCUUCUGGGCAGAUAUGCACUAUUUUGCUGCCAUGAGCACCUGUUUGGUUUUAAGGGGGCAACGGACGGCUUCUGUUUCCUCCACACAGGUUCCUGUUAGAUACCUGAGGUUUAUCUAUGCUGUGACAUAGGGUUCUAAUUUGUAAAUCAGGGAAUUCAAUGGAAGAUGAAACUGUGAGCUUGAUUUCAAAUGGAGAAACAUCUGUAGUUGAAGAAUUUUCAGAUUCAAAUAGCAGCACUCAUCCAUUUCCAGCAAGCAAGCGUGCAAGGUCUGGCAGUAAUAUUAGCGCUUCAAAAUUCAAAGGGGUUGUGCCACUGCCAAAUGGUCACUGGGGUUGUCAAAUAUAUGCCAACCACCAACGGAUUUGGCUUGGAACCUUUAAAUCUGAAAAGGAGGCAGCUAUGGCUUAUGAUAGUGCAGCAAUAAAACUCCGGAGUGGCGAUUCCCGGAGAAAUUUCCCCCUAACUGAUGUAACUGUUGAAGAGCCAAAAUUUCGAAGUUAUUUCAGUACUGAAGUCGUGCUUAAUAUGAUAAAGGAUGGUACCUACCAAUGCAAGUUUGCUAAUUUUACAAGGACAUGCUCUCAAAGUGUUGAGACUGAACUUAGCCUUAAGCUUAUGAUGCCACAGAGCAAUCAAGGCCUAACAUGUAAGCAACUGUUUCAAAAGGAGCUAACACCAAGUGAUGUUGGUAAACUAAAUAGGAUUGUCAUCCCUAAGAAAUACGCUAUCAAGUACUUCCCACAUAUUUCUGAAAGUGCUGAAGAAGUUGACGGUGUGAUGCUUGCUUUCUAUGACAAGUCUAUGAAGUUGUGGAAAUUUCGGUAUUGUUAUUGGAAGAGCAGUCAGAGUUAUGUCUUCACGAGGGGUUGGAACCGAUUCGUGAAGGAGAAAAAGUUGAAGGCAAAUGACACUAUUUCUUUCAGUUUAUGUGAGAGAGGAGAAACUGUAGAUUCUGCUGCUCAAACAUUCAAUAUGAUUGAUGUAAACAACCGUGAAAACAGCAGUAGCAUCUCUGAGUUGUCCAGCCAAAGCAUUGCGUCUAAAGUAGAGCUGCAGCUUAACCCAGGCCCUCUCAUCGCCCGUGAUAGUACUGUCAAGAAGAAAGAGAGAAUGAGGGGCGCAAACAAGCGAACGCAAAAUGCUGAGAAAGUGGGCUUUAAACUGUUUGGCAUACAAAUUAUCUGAAAUGGCAUGAUUUCUUAGGUUCUCUCUUCUUCCUUUUAGUGUGUUACAAAGUACAUACUGAUGGCUCAGCUUUUUAUUUGAGCUAUUUUAACUAUCACAGAUUACCCUGUAUGGAACUCCUAAAUGGCAGGGAUGCUAACAUUUCGGCUAAAAUUUUAGUGCAUGACCAAAUUAUGGAUGAAA
Messenger RNA from Populus trichocarpa (black cottonwood), 2930 nucleotides. RefSeq names its product AP2/ERF and B3 domain-containing transcription factor At1g51120. The record is from RefSeq and is a predicted model, not a curated record. Gene Ontology annotation, biological process: regulation of DNA-templated transcription. Bases 1719 to 2747 code for a protein of 342 amino acids. Gene Ontology annotation, molecular function: DNA binding; DNA-binding transcription factor activity. The transcript has 4 exons. Lineage: Eukaryota; Viridiplantae; Streptophyta; Magnoliopsida; Malpighiales; Salicaceae.